This is a messenger RNA of Bactrocera oleae (olive fruit fly), 2467 nucleotides long. Lineage: Eukaryota; Metazoa; Arthropoda; Insecta; Diptera; Tephritidae. The record is from RefSeq and is a predicted model, not a curated record.
CAAAUACGAGUAAGUAGAAAAUAAGAAGCAUAAAAAGGAGUGGGCUUGGAAGUAGUUACUUCACGCCUGAACUACGCGCUGAGUUUUGAUACCAGAUUAGAUUAGGUUAGGUUCGGUUAGAUGGUAGAGUUGAUCCGCGAACCACUCAGAGAGAGAGGGAGAGAGAGCGAGCUCUCACAUGAGACAAGCCAUUUCAAACUUUAUUUCAAUCACCCUAUAUUUAAGCAGACGCAAAUUCGCAGCUCAUUAAGCCACUUAAGCUCUUUUAAAAUUAACACAAAUCCACGUGCUAAAUUAAAAAUUUUUUAGAAUUGAUAUGCAAGCAAGUUAGUUUUCUUAGAAAAUUGCAUUGCUUUUGAUUGUAAUCGCUGGCAAUCAAGUAUAUUUACAUACAUACAUAUAUAUAGAUCUCAUAACCCGCAAAGCAGCUUCCCGGUUUCAAGUAUGGAGCCGGUCUCGAGCGUAUGAGCAAAAACCAAUUAAUAAUUGUUUACACAAUAAAUUCAAAUGAAAAUAUAAGCAUGUUUUUCAAACGAAAAACGAAUGCAAUUUAAAUAUGCGAAAGUGUGGAGAGCUAACAGGCACUUAUAUAUGUACGCUCAGCGAUCUCUUUGUCUGAGCGGCAUAUGUGGUUUUCGUAUAAACUGGUUUGCGUUUAUUAUAAGCACAAGUAAUCAGCAACGCGCGCUACGGCCAAACAAAAUUAUCAGCGCAAAAGUCAGUUUCAUAUUGCCGAGCUCAACUUGAAACCGUUGCAGUUUGUUAGAAGACGUGCGCGAGACUGCAGCUCGAACAUACGUUCCGAAAAUUGUAUUCAGACGAAAAUUUGCUGUGAAAUAUAACCGCAAAAUGCAGCGCUGCUUGUUAAUAUACGCUGCGUGCUGUUUUAUUGCCACCGCCGUUUACGCAAUACCACACUAUGAGGUGGCGAAGGCAAAAAUAGAUGUCUUCCCCAAAGGUUUUGAGGUUUCCAUACCCGAUGAAGAGGGCAUCACACUUUUCGCUUUCCAUGGCAAGCUUAAUGAGGAGAUGAAUGGUUUGGAGGCCGGCACUUGGGCCAGAGAUAUUACAAAGGCGAAAAAUGGACGUUGGACUUUUCGUGAUGCGAACACAAAGUUGAAACUCGGCGAUACGCUCUACUACUGGACCUAUGUGAUCUACAAUGGUUUGGGCUAUCGUGAGGAUGAUGGCGUUUUUGUGGUGAAUGAGUAUGCAACACCCGUGAUUAAUACUGGCGACGAUACAAAGCACGGUGACGCUGUUUUAUUAGAUGUACGUAGUGGCAGCUGCCAAACGACACCGUCGCGCAAAAAUGGUGUAGAGUUGCGUUGUGCCAAUCAACUGUUAUUCGAUGAUGACUUUAACGGCUCGCGCUUGGACAAGAAUAGCUGGACCGUAGAGCGACGUUUCCCCACAAAACCCGACUAUGAAUAUAACUUAUACUUGAACGAUGCAACCGAUGUGUUGCAAGUGGGUAACGGCAUGGUUACCAUAAAACCAAAAUUGACAUCGCGUCAUUUUCAGCAGUACAAGAAACCGUUACAUGCGCAAUAUGAUCUCGGCGAAAGUUGUACAGGCCGUCAAGGUAGUGAGGAGUGUGUACGCGAUGGCACAGCAACACCGUAUAUAUCAAUACCGCCCUUCAUAACCGCACAGUUCUCGACAAAGGGUCACUUCUCCUUCAAAUAUGGACGCAUUGAGAUACGCGCUAAGUUGCCACGCGCCAACUGGGUUUUCCCGCAAUUGUGGCUGCAGCCGGUUAACACGGAAUAUGGUGCCGAUAGUUAUCAGUCGGGACAAAUGCGCAUCGCUUUUAGCUAUGUAAACGAUACACAAAUGCAUCUCUUUGGCGGUUUGAUCGUGAAUGCGGAUAAUAAGUGGCGUUAUGAGAAAAUGUGCGAAUUCCCGGACACAGCCAUUUUCAAUUUGGCCAAUGAUUUUCACACAUACAAACUGGUGUGGAGUGAGAAUGAAAUUUCGGUGGCUGUGGAUAAUCAAAAUUAUUGCACUUUCAAUCCCGUUAAAGAUGGCGCCAUAGCCGAUAUGUUCAAAGAUGGGCAAGAGCUACCGAAUAAGGGUUUGCUGCAGAAGGGUGGUAAAUUGGCGCCCUUCGAUCAGGAAUUCUACAUCACUAUGGGUUAUGGCAUUGGUGGCGUACACGAUUUUAGCGAUAAUUUAUAUGGCUGGCGACCGGAGAAACCUUGGGGCAAUACUAAUCCACGCGGCAUGGGUUCAUUAUUGAAAAAUGUGAUUUUUGAUCACUGGAUGUCCAGCGGAGAGAUGGUUAUUGAUUAUGUGAAAGUCUAUUCUAUAUAAAUUUGAAAAAAAAAAAAGUUUGCUGCGGUAGAUAACUUUGUUACAUUGAGAAAUGUGUUAUUGAUUUGUUGGUAUGAGUGUCGUGUUAUGAGUUUUUGAAUAAAAUUUCUAUAUGAAACAUAACCUAAUAAAAACAAAAAUUAACAAAUAA